UGCGUUUUGAUUUGUUUACAUGCUGUAAUCGUGAAAUAUCCUGCUUAUCGGGGCGUUUGUGGUGCUACUUGAUAAUGAUGCAAAACUUUUUGCCGAAUCAAAGUGUUCUGCAAAUGUAACACUUAAUAUUUAAAAUAUAAUAUUGGAAGUUAUUUUAUUACUCUCUUGUAUUUUUAAAUCAGUAUUCAGAUUUUUUAAAAAUGAAACUGAAUCACUUUUUCAAAUUUACUCAACGAUGCUUAACAUCAUCUCAUCGAUUUGCUAGCAGCUAUGUAAAUAUUAAAGAUCAAGAAGUUUCUCCAUGUCUUAUAGAUAGUUUUGGAAGAAAACAUAGUUACUUACGGAUUUCACUUACUGAACGUUGUAAUUUUAGAUGCCAGUACUGUAUGCCAGAGGAAGGAGUAGCCUUAUCUCCCAAAGCUAAUCUUCUCACCACAAAUGAAGUAAUCAAAAUAUCUAGUUUGUUUGUGAGGUUGGGAGUAACUAAAAUUCGUUUCACUGGUGGAGAGCCUUUGAUACGAAAAGAUCUUACAAAUAUAAUAAAAACUGUUUCACAGCAAGAAGGUUUACAUACAGUUGGUUUGACUACUAAUGGGCUAGUUUUGUAUCGCCAGAUUAAAGAAUUAAAAGAUGCUGGUUUAAAUGCCUUGAAUAUCAGUUUAGAUUCUCUGAUUCCAGCAAAAUUUGAAUUUAUAGCACGCUUUAAAGGUUUGAAUAAAGUAAUGAAAAGCAUUGAUGCUGCUCUAGAAACGGGUUUUGAUCCUGUCAAGAUUAAUUGUGUUGUUAUGAAAGGGAUCAAUGAUGAUGAAUUGAUCUCAUUUGUAAAACUUACGGAACACAAGAAUCUUGAUGUUAGAUUCAUAGAAUAUUCUCCAUUUGGUGGCAAUAAUUGGAAGGAUAACAAGAUGGUGCCUUAUCUAGAAAUGAUUUCAAGGAUCAAGAAAGAAUUCCCAGAUUUAAAACGUCUGAAAGAUUUACCUAAUGAUACUUCAAAAGCAUACAAAGUUCCUGGAUUUAAAGGUCAAAUUGGUUUUAUAACUUCCAUGACAGAAAAUUUUUGUGGCUCUUGCAAUCGUUUGCGGAUAACUGCUGAUGGUAAUUUGAAAGUUUGUUUGUUUGGAACUGAAGAAAUAUCAUUGAGAGAUGCUUUGAGGCAAAAUAUGCCAGAAGAUGUUAUAUUGAACACAAUUUCUACUGCAGUUUUGUCUAAAAAGAAACAACAUGCAGGAGCAAGUCCAAAUAAAACAAAAUUUCAUUUCCUACCAUGUGCCAAAGUCCAUUAUUUUAAUAAAGCUACAUUGUCUUCCAUUUUAUAUCAAGCACAAGCAGCCUUUACUACUUCUAGUAGAUCAAAUUUAUCUGAAACUGCUUUGACUCACACAAAUGCAGAAGGAAAAGCUACAAUGGUUGAUGUUGGUUCAAAAUCCCCUACAGUUAGAAUUGCUGAAGCAGAAGCUAUAGUUUAUCUUGGUCCUACAGCUUUUAAAUUAGUUGAGCAAAACAAGAUAAAGAAAGGGGAUGUAUUAUCCAUAGCCAACUUUGCUGGUAUCAUGGCAGCUAAAAGAACUCCUGAUCUUAUACCAUUGUGUCACAGUAUUCACAUUGACCAAGUUAGCUUAAAUUUGAGAUUAGAUUCAACAACUCAUGAAGUGAAGAUUCUUUCGCGAGUUAAAGCUUGUGAUAAAACAGGAGUUGAAAUGGAAGCUUUAACUUCAGCCACAGUUGCCGCUCUGACUGUUUAUGAUAUGUGCAAAGCAGUUACCAAAGAUAUAAUUAUAAAAUCUGUUAAAUUGUUGUUAAAGACUGGAGGGAAAUCCAAUUUCUUCAGUAAAUGAAUUGUUAAUAAAGUUUCAGUAUAUUUUUUGUAAAA
This is a messenger RNA of Argiope bruennichi, 1870 nucleotides long. It is a transcript of the gene Mocs1, whose product is annotated as molybdenum cofactor biosynthesis protein 1-like. Lineage: Eukaryota; Metazoa; Arthropoda; Arachnida; Araneae; Araneidae. Bases 201 to 1835 code for a protein of 544 amino acids. Gene Ontology annotation, molecular function: GTP 3',8'-cyclase activity; metal ion binding; 4 iron, 4 sulfur cluster binding. The transcript has 10 exons. The record is from RefSeq and is a predicted model, not a curated record. Gene Ontology annotation, biological process: Mo-molybdopterin cofactor biosynthetic process.